Eutrema salsugineum is the source of this 1746-nucleotide messenger RNA. RefSeq lists its product as uncharacterized. The transcript is spliced from 3 exons. Bases 342 to 1640 code for a protein of 432 amino acids. NCBI's taxonomy places the organism in Eukaryota, Viridiplantae, Streptophyta, Magnoliopsida, Brassicales, Brassicaceae. The record is from RefSeq and is a predicted model, not a curated record.
UAGAAUAUUUACUUACACAGCGAACGAGAGAGAAAAGAGAAGAGAAGAAAAGUUUCUCUCUUUGUGCUCUGUGAAACCAAAAUUGAAAUCCCAUCGUAAUCAUAAAUCUCCGUUUUUUCUACGAAUUACGUUUCCUCUCUCUUGAUUCCACCAUUUCACUAUUUCGCAUUUUUUCUUCCCCAGUUUGGUAAACUUUUUAAAAGUUUUUGGUUUGCGAGAGGAAACAGGAUUUUGAAGGGUCUAGCUUUCUUGGGAUCCAUCAGAUUGUGUUGAAAAUAAUGUUUACGGGUUUAAACAGGUUGAUUGAUCAUACCACUAUGGGGAAACAUUUCUGACAUUCAAUGGAUCCCCAAGCUUUUAUCCGCCUUUCAGUAGGCUCUCUUGCCUUAAGAAUCCCCAAGGUCCUCUUAAACUCUUCUUCAAGAUCUGACGAGAAGAAGAACUUUUCUUCCCAAUGCUCUUGCGAAAUAAAACUCAGAGGCUUUCCUGUUCAGACAACGUCUAUCCCUUUGAUGCCGUCCCUAGAUGCAGCUCCUGACCAUCACAGCAUUUCCACAAGCUUUUAUCUUGAAGAAUCUGAUUUAAGAGCUCUCCUGACCCCUGGAUGCUUCUAUCAACCUAAUGCUCACUUGGAAAUUUCGGUUUUUACGGGUAAAAAGAGUUCGCAUUGUGGGGUUGGUGCUAAAAGACAGCAGAUUGGGAUAUUUAAGUUGGAGGUCAGUCCGGAAUGGGGACAAGGAAAACCAAUGAUUCUCUUCAAUGGCUGGAUUGGUAUUGGAAAGAACAAGAGAGAUGGUGGUGCAGAGCUUCAUUUGAGAGUGAAGCUUGAUCCUGAUCCUCGAUAUGUAUUCCAGUUCGAGGAUGUUACUACUUUGAGCCCUCAGAUAGUUCAGCUUCGUGGCUCGGUCAAGCAACCUAUCUUCAGUUGCAAAUUUAGCCGAGACAGGGUGUCACAGGUUGAUCCGUUGAAUGGAUACUGGUCAAGUUCAGGCGAUGGAACCGAGCUUGAGAGUGAGAGACGUGAGAGAAAAGGAUGGAAGGUGAAGAUACAUGAUCUCUCUGGCUCUGCAGUUGCUGCUGCUUUCAUAACAACUCCUUUUGUGCCAUCCACUGGCUGUGAUUGGGUCGCCAAGUCCAACCCUGGUGCUUGGCUUGUGGUCAGGCCUGACCCAUGCCGACCCAAUAGCUGGCAGCCAUGGGGAAAGCUCGAAGCUUGGCGGGAACGCGGGAUCAGAGACUCUGUAUGUUGCAGGUUCCAUCUCCUGUCAAACGGGCAAGAAGUUGGAGAUGUUUUAAUGUCGGAAAUUCUCAUCAGCGCUGAGAAAGGCGGCGAAUUUUUAAUCGACACGGAUAAACAGAUGCUAACGGUUGCAGCUACCCCAAUUCCUAGCCCACAGAGUAGCGGAGACUACUCGGGUUUGGGACAGUGUGUCUCCGGAGGCGGGUUUGUGAUGAGCUCGAGAGUGCAAGGGGAAGGGAAAAGCAGCAAGCCUGUUGUGCAAUUGGCUAUGCGGCAUGUAACCUGUGUAGAAGAUGCAGCCAUUUUCAUGGCGCUUGCUGCAGCUGUUGAUCUUAGUAUUCUGGCUUGUAAACCGUUCAGGAGGACGAGCCGGAGAAGGUUCCGGCAUUACUCAUGGUGAUUAAAAGGAAGUUUCUUUUUGUGGGUUUUUUCAUUGUACAGUUUUUGAAUUUGACCCAAGUCAUUGUAUUAGGAAGAAACUGGCUUAAGAUUAAGAAAUUUUAACU